UUUUUUCUGGCUGAGGAUGAAAAAAAGAAAGACAGCCAAGCUUUUAGAACACAGCAGUUACUGACUGCAUUAAUCAUUUAUUCGCAAAAAUCCGGUGCUGUCUUGGUCAACUUUUGUCCCCAGGUAUAAGAAACUUCUCUUUUCCCCUAAGUAAGGACUCUCAGUUCGGAGCUGGGAGCUGUUAAGUUACUUAUUUGCUUCCACUUCGAAAACCAGAAGGAGCCUGGCAUCCAAAUUGCCGGCUUCGCCGCCUCAUUCACCCAGCUAUUCCCGGGCCCACAGACCUCUAACUGGGAGUGGGAGCGGGGGAGAGGGUGGGGAGGGGGGUGGAAAGAGGGACGCGACGGGUCGAAGAAAGAAGUGUAUUUUCCAUAAGAGCCUCUUACCGACCUGGCUCAAAAAUUGGGAAGCAGCGGUUUCGGCAGCAGCCACCGCACCACCCUGCCAAGCAGAAACUUCAGCUAAAAGCAGCGGGCAGGCGCGAGGAGGGGCCCGGGAGGAGGGCAGCGCUUCUGGGAUAUUUAAUGUAAGUCUUGCAACAGGCUUCAAAGAACAUUGCUCUCAACUCCCCGCCUCCCAACCUCCCCUUCGCAUCCCCCCCCCCCAUCAUUCCCCGAGCCCCAACCCCUUUCUCUCUUUUCCUGUUGCGUCCCAACCCUCCGCCCCACGUUCUUCUUUUGCUGGCACAUACUGACCCAGAGCAGUUCAGCUCUGCUCAGCCGUGCCGUGCAGUGUUGUGCGCUGCGCAGCUCCGCUCAGCUUCGCAGAGCCCAACGGCAAGGGCGCGGAGCCGGGGAGCCCCAUCCUUGCGCUCCCUUGGAUUCCGGGGCCGCUCCCCUCCUAAGCCGCAGGCGCUGCCGCCUCCGCCUCCGCCGUCUCCUCCUCCUCGGGAGUUGCGCGCACAGCGGAGGCACCCCUCGGGACUCCCGCAGCCAGCCAGACGGUCUGCAGAGUGGACCGACAGACGGGAGCCCCCGCAUCAGGGUAAGCGGCCGAAGAGCGCGCUUAGAGACCGCCCCGCAGCAUGGAUUCGGAUUCUGGGGAGCUGAGCGAGGGAGAGCCGGUCUCCGCUGCAGCAGGCUUGUUGAAGCUGCCUAGAAGAAAACGUUUGUGCUCAGAGAGGUGUUUGUGUAUGCCUUAGACAGAUGGAAGAUAGACUUCAAAGAAGAAGAAAGGAAAAGAACUAACCCACCAACAUCACAAGAGAAAAAACACUGGUCCCUCAAACUUGGAUACUGAAACAACAGUGAUUUCUGAGAAAUCAUCAUGAUUUUGAAAAAUCGUGGAAGUCAAAAGAAGUGCUGAAGGAAUAAAGAAUUGCACAUUCCCGAUUUGCUAAAAAAUAAAUACUUAAGUCUUCAAGUCACAAACUAGUGAACCAGAUUUUAUUUCCAGAAAAAAUUUUAUAUUAUACUAUGAAAGAUUUAGUUUGUGAACGUUCAGAAGAGGAAAUGAUGAUUAUAAACAAUAUGCCAGGCCAACUUCAUUUUCUUUUGACAAGGUUAACUAAACUAGUCGAUAAAGGGAGUAGGGUAGGGUAGCUCUAUUUUAUCGGGAUUUUAGUGAACCAUUAAAUUUUUGUGUAAAGAGAUGAAGAGAUAUGGGAUAGACUAGUGGUGUCAAAUUCAAAUAGAAAGGAGAGCCACUAAUUCAUAAAGCUCCCCAUGGGCCACAUGAUGACUUAAUUUUGUAAUAAAAUGUUAUCUAUGUUAUAUUAUAUUUUUCAUUUAGUUAAAUAUUUCACAGCUCUAGGCCAGUGCAUUUAAUUAGGUGGGUUUAGAAUAAUUUGGAUGGCAAGACCCAAAGGAAUAGUCAUUAAUAGUUGUUCUGAGUUAUCUUGAAAGAAGGUUUUUACUAGGAUGCUAGAUCCUUUGUUGUUUACAUUUUUGUCAGUGAAUAAUGUACAGAUGGCACGUUUAUCAAAUUUAUAGGUGAUUCAAAGCUUAGAGGAAUAGCUAACACAUUGAAUUGUCAGAAGAAAGAAAAGAGAAAGAGAAGGGAGGGAAGGAAGGAAAGAAGGGAAAAAAGAAAGGAAGGGGUAGAGGAAGACAGGAGAGACGAAGGGAAGGAAAAAAGCAAAGAGGAAGGGAGGGAGGAAGUAUAGAUGGAUAAACUGUGUGCUAGUCCUUUUGGCCCUGACUUAUUUAGCUCAAAGAACCUUGCUCUUCAAGCACAGAAGAAAAUUCUGAGCAAACUAGCUAGUAAAACCAUGGCCAAUAUGCUUAUCGAUGACACCAGCAGUGAGAUCUUUGAUGAGCUCUACAGAGUCACCAAAGAACACACUCACAACAAGAAGGAAGCCCACAAGAUAAUGAAAGACUUAAUUAAAGUGGCUAUCAAAAUCGGGAUUCUCUACCGAAACAAUCAGUUCAACCAAGAGGAAAUGGAGAUUGUGGAGAAACUCAGGAAGAAACUAAAUCAGACAGCCAUGACCAUUGUGAGCUUCUAUGAGGUAGAGUACACUUUUGAUAAGAACGUGCUUUCCCAGCUACUAAAUGAGUGUAAAGAUCUGGUGCAUGAACUGGUGGGGAGACACCUGACUCCCAGGACCCAUGGACGAAUCAACCAUGUCUUCAAUCACUUUGCAGAUGUGGAAUUCCUCUCUGCUCUCUAUAGCCUGGAUGGAGAGUGCCGGCCCAACCUCAAAAAGAUCUGUGAUGGAGUCAACAAAUUGCUGGAGGAAAAAAUUCUUUAAAUUUUUUCCCUCCAUUUCCUCUUCCUUGAUUUAAAAAGUCAGUCACCGAGUGUCUUUGAUGAGAAACAGCAGCAACAAUAACAACAAAACAAAAAUCCUAUAAAAUGUAUCAGUUUUCUGUCUCAUUCAUCUAGCAGAUGCUAUUUUAUUUGAGUCCAGGUAUACUCUUGGACCUCCUUGAUGUUGGAUUUUUAAUGUAUGUCUGUUUGUUUGCAAGUACUUGACAUAGAUGGCACCUCAGAGACUUGUUAAGGAUAAAUGAUAACAUAUCCCAAGCAGGGAAACUAGUCCGUAGAACUACAACAAAAUGAAGGGAGACCACCAACUCAGCUUUUCUGAGUGUGAGAGGGGUGAUUAAUUCAGGAGGUAAAGAGGAAAAGAACAACAAAAUGCAAACAACUGGCUUUUAAAUUAAAUGUCUUCUUCCAGGUGUUCAGAUUGUUAAAAAUAAUAACAACCUAGAAAUUUAAGGAAAUACAGCCUCCCAACACAAGAAAAUAUAUUCCCCACUCUUCUAGCAUCAUUAAGAAAUAUGCUUUAGUUAUUUUGGGAUGGGAUGAUAAGAGGUCAUGAAGAGUUUUUCUAUUUCAGAUGUUAUGAUGCUUCAUGGGAGAUAAUUUCCUGGGCAUAUGUCCCUAGUCCGUAAUGAGAGGUAAUGUCCCUUCUAUAGCUGCCCUAGAAACAUACAUACAUCUCAUAUAUGUGUGUGGGUAAUCAGCUAUGGUUCAAGGAAACUCUAUCUGACCCAGGCACACACAAUCAAUAAGGAUUUAUUAUACUAAUGCACGGAUGAAAAUCAAGCAGGAGGUAUAUCUUUCCUUCAUUUUUGACUUUCCCAAGUUUCACAGCCCCAUUUUUGGUGCCUAUGAACAAAGGAGGAGCUUGUGAUUAUGAUUCAGAAACAAAAACCACCUGCCACGAGAUGCUUCCCUAUAAUAAGAACAGUGGAAAUGACAGGAGAGAAAUCCAGAUGUCAGAACACAUGCCCCACUCUAUUCUCCGGAACAAAAAUGAUCAUAUUGUCUCAGAUUAUGGUCCAAACUGGCCCUGUAGUCUGUCUCUGACAGCAGUGCCCAUACAUGGAUGGAUGACUUGUGGGAGGUCAUGGUUGCAACAUCAGCCAAAACAGCAAUGGCCCAGAUGCCAACUAGUCAGACUUGAAUUGCUCCCUUUGUCAAAGUCUAUUAAACACUUCAGUGAAAAAUA
Messenger RNA from Antechinus flavipes (yellow-footed antechinus), 3901 nucleotides. It is a transcript of the gene TNFAIP8L3, whose product is annotated as TNF alpha induced protein 8 like 3. The record is from RefSeq and is a predicted model, not a curated record. NCBI's taxonomy places the organism in Eukaryota, Metazoa, Chordata, Mammalia, Dasyuromorphia, Dasyuridae. Gene Ontology annotation, biological process: regulation of apoptotic process. The transcript has 4 exons. Bases 2105 to 2695 code for a protein of 196 amino acids. Gene Ontology annotation, cellular component: cytoplasm.